GUUCCUGAGCAUGCAGAACUUGCCUGGAUUCUUGGGUGCUUAACUAACGUGCCACGUGUCCUACGCUUGCCCCAGUGGAAGAUGAAGCGUGCCAGCCAGAAUAAUGAAGGGACUGUGGGUUUGUUGACUUAUCCAGUGCUUCAAGCAGCAGAUAUUUUGCUAUACAAGUCGACACAUGUUCCUGUUGGAGAAGAUCAAGUCCUGCACCUGGAACUAGCCCAAGAUAUAGCACAGCAUUUCAACAAGAAGUACGGAGAAUUCUUUCCUGUGCCCAAAGCCAUUUUAAGUACAACAAAGAAAAUAAAAUCCCUCAGAGAUCCAACAGUGAAGAUGUCCAAGUCAGACCCACAGAAGUUAGCUACUGUUAACAUAGCGGACAGCCCUGAUGAAAUAGUGCUGAAAUUCCGCAAAGCUGUGACUGACUUUACCUCUGAGGUGACCUACGACCCAGACGGUCGCCCUGGUGUCUCCAAUCUGGUGUCCAUUCAUGCUGCAGUAACAGGGCUUAGCAUAAAAGAAGUGCUGCACCAAUCUGCUGGUCUUGACACUGCUCACUACAAAAUGGUGGUAGCAGAGUCGGUUAUUCAAAAAUUUGCACCUAUCAGGAAUGAAAUCAAGAAACUCCAGGAAGACAAAUCCCAUCUGAUCAAGGUUUUAGAGGAUGGAGCGCAGAAAGCCAAAGAACUGGCUGCCCCCAUCUAUCAAGAAAUAAGAAGACUGGUGGGAUUUCAGUAG
Messenger RNA from Pterocles gutturalis (yellow-throated sandgrouse), 735 nucleotides. RefSeq names its product tryptophanyl tRNA synthetase 2, mitochondrial (gene WARS2). Lineage: Eukaryota; Metazoa; Chordata; Aves; Pterocliformes; Pteroclidae. The record is from RefSeq and is a predicted model, not a curated record. The annotation marks the transcript as partial. Gene Ontology annotation, biological process: mitochondrial tryptophanyl-tRNA aminoacylation. Gene Ontology annotation, cellular component: mitochondrial matrix; mitochondrion. Gene Ontology annotation, molecular function: ATP binding; tryptophan-tRNA ligase activity. The transcript is spliced from 4 exons.